Messenger RNA from Phragmites australis (common reed), 1256 nucleotides. Its product is annotated as anthocyanidin reductase ((2S)-flavan-3-ol-forming)-like. Bases 78 to 1094 code for a protein of 338 amino acids. Lineage: Eukaryota; Viridiplantae; Streptophyta; Magnoliopsida; Poales; Poaceae. Gene Ontology annotation, molecular function: oxidoreductase activity, acting on the CH-OH group of donors, NAD or NADP as acceptor. The record is from RefSeq and is a predicted model, not a curated record. The transcript has 6 exons.
CUUCCAGUCUGUUUGUAUAGUGCAGUGCUCGAAUUCUGGCUAGUGAGCAGCGCGCGAGUCCUCGUUCUCGUGUGAAGAUGUCGGCAGGGGACAGGAAGACGGCGUGCGUCACCGGAGGGAACGGCUACAUUGCUGCAGCCCUUGUGAAGAUGCUGCUGGAGAAGGGAUACGCCAUCAAGACGACUGUCAGGAACCCCGAUGACAUGGAGAAGAACUCCCACCUCAAGGAAUUGCAGGCGCUUGGCCCCUUGGAGGUCCUCCGCGCCGACUUGAACGAAGAAGGCAGCUUCGACCAAGCGGUUGCCGGCUGCGACUACGCCUUCCUCGUCGCCGCUCCGGUGAACCUCACGUCAGAAAAUCCAGAGAAAGACCAGAUUGAACCCUCUAUCCGAGGCACUCUGAACGUCAUGAGGUCGUGCGCGAAAGCGGGUACGGUGAGGCGCGUGAUCCUCACAUCGGCGGCGUCCUCGGUCUGCAUCAGGCCGCUGGAGGGCGACGGCCAUGUGCUGGACGAGGAGUCCUGGUCCGACCUCAAGUACGUCACAACCGAGAAGCCACCAAGCUGGGGAUACGUCGUCUCGAAGGUGCUCUCGGAGAAGGAAGCGUGCAGGUUCGCGCAAGAGCACGGCAUCAGCCUGGUCACCGUGUGCCCCGUCCUCACCGUGGGCGCAUCGCCGGUAUCAAAGGUGUACGCAAGCGUCCCUGCUAGCCUCGCCAUGUUAUCCGGCGACAACGCAGCGCUCGGUAUGCUAAAAGGCAUCGAGAAGUCCUUCGGCGCGGUGCCGAUGGUUGACCUCGACGAUCUCUGCCGCGCCGAGGUGUUCGUCGCCGAGACGGAGACGGCCUCCGGUAGGUACAUCUGCUGCAGCUUCAGCACGACCGUCGUCGUGAUCGCCCGGUUCCUGGCAGACAAGUACCCGCAGUACAGCGUGAAGACAAAUCUGCUCUCCGGCGAGCUCCUCGAGAAGCCGAGAAUGUGCUUGUCGUCCGCGAAGCUGGUCGGGGAAGGGUUUGAGUUCAAGUACAACACCCUGGAUGAGAUAUACGAAGACGUGAUCGAGUACGGCAAGGCCUUGGGGAUUCUGCCCUACUGAUGUCCCUUGCUUUCUUUAGAAAAUAAGUUCCUGUGGUUACCAUCGGUCGUGAGAUCACCAACAAUAUGCUUGCAAAUCAACUCUGUGCUAUCAGUAUGUUCUGGUUCUGACAACUCAAAAUGUUCUCCAUAAAAUGGCUGCCCUUACUGGGUGAUUUUCUUA